AUGACUGAUACAGAAGUAGGAAUUUCCGGUAAUAAUAAUGUUACAGGUGUCGAUACAGAAAUAGAUUUAUAUGCUGAUGUUGUUGAAAAUGAACUUGAAACAGAAGCCGAUGAUAAUUAUAUACUUCAAAAUGAACAUCUUAAACAUAUGCAACAAGAUGCUGAUUUAUAUGAUGAUGUAAUAACAACACAAUCAUCCGUAACUGAUUUCGCUGAUAUAACACAUCCAGUUCAUCAAAAUAAUCCAAAAAUUGAUCAUCCAAAUGGACCAACUAUUAAUGUAAAUUCAUCAUUGAAUGCCUAUGGUGGAAAACGAUUUUCACUUUAUGUUGGUCAACUAACUUGGUGGACAACUGAUGCUGAUUUAGCAGAUGCUAUUCCUGAUGUAGGAGUGAUUGAUUUACUUGAAAUUAAAUUUCAUGAAAAUCGUGUUAAUGGUCAAUCAAAAGGAUUUGCUGUUGUUACUGUUGGUUCAGAAACAUCAUCUCGUCUUAUAUUAGAAAAAAUACCAAAACGUGAAAUUCAUGGACAAAUGCCAACUGUUUUACCAUUUAAUAAAACUUCAUUAAGCUUCUUUGAAGGUGUUACUCGUAAAGAUGCACCUAUGGAAACAAUGCCACCAAUGGGUGUACCACCUCUUCGUCCUAUGAUGCAUCCACCAAUAGGUCUUCCAUUACCAAUACCUCGUGGUGGUCAUAUGGAUGGACCAUACCGUUUUUCACAUCAAGGACCUGUUAUGUUACCUGGUGGACCAGCUGGUAUGGCUCGUCCAUCAUUACAAAUAGCACUUGGUCAACGUGGUCCUGUACCUGGUGGUCCUAUGAUUCUUGGACGAGUACCUGGUCCACCUCAAUCUGUUGGUGUUCCUCAACAACAAUCUGUUCUUGUCAUGCAACAAUCACAACGAUCUGGUGUACCUCCAGGUACUAGUGGACCUCCUCUUAUUAGACAAUCCAUUCGACCUGGAACACCAGGUGUACCUUUACCUUCCAAUUCCAUGACUGUUAUGCCUGGUCAACAUCCUUCUAAUUAUUAUCAAGGUCAACCAGUACCAAAUCAAGGACCUCCUCCACAUGGUCUCACAAUGCCUGGUCAACCACAUCCUGAUCCAUAUUAUCGUGGUGUUGAAAAUCCAACAAGUGAUUUUGGUACAGCUAUUGAAACAUUAGUUACAGCUGUAUCACUUAUAAAACAAUCAAAAAUUGCUCAUGAUGAUCGAUGUAAAAUAUUAAUCAGUUCACUUCAAGAUACUCUUAAAGGUAUUGAAGAUAAAUCUUAUGGACAAAGAGCACGUCAUCGAAGUCGUUCUGGAUCACCUUGUGAAUCACGUAAGAAACAUCGUCAUCGUACACGUAGUCCACGUGAUCGAAAUGAAUAUCGACGUAGUAGUGAAGAUUACGAUGGAAAAUAUAGUCGUGAUCAUCGACGACGAUGA
Messenger RNA from Rotaria sp. Silwood2, 1434 nucleotides. The record is from the annotation of a GenBank genome assembly. NCBI's taxonomy places the organism in Eukaryota, Metazoa, Rotifera, Eurotatoria, Philodinida, Philodinidae.